This is a messenger RNA of Penicillium taxi, 609 nucleotides long. RefSeq names its product riboflavin kinase (gene fmn1). Gene Ontology annotation, cellular component: mitochondrion. Lineage: Eukaryota; Fungi; Ascomycota; Eurotiomycetes; Eurotiales; Aspergillaceae. Gene Ontology annotation, biological process: riboflavin biosynthetic process; FMN biosynthetic process. The record is from RefSeq and is a predicted model, not a curated record. Gene Ontology annotation, molecular function: riboflavin kinase activity. Bases 1 to 609 code for a protein of 202 amino acids. The transcript has 3 exons.
AUGCGACCCGAUACUCCCCGCGAUCCAGUCGCUGGUCCGGCCUCAGGCCCGGAGGCUCCCUACCCGAUACGAUUGUCUGGCCCGGUGAUCAAGGGCUUUGGCCGUGGAAGCAAGGAUUUGGGGAUCCCCACAGCCAACAUUCCCGCCGAUGAUCUUUCCGAGAAGCAUCCUGAUCUGACAACAGGAGUCUACUAUGGCGUGGUAGCACUAGACCCUAAGAACUUUGCCUAUGAGGGUGAAUCAACAGGAGAGACCGUUCUUCCAGCAGUUUUGAGUAUUGGAUACAACCCAUUCUAUAAGAAUACUGUUCGAUCAGUGGAAAUUCAUAUCAUGCCUCCUCUUACACAGCCCUCUCCAACUGCAGUUACGCAACCUAAGUUCAACCGUCUCCCUGACUUCUAUGGUACAGAGCUCAAGCUUUUGAUCUUGGGCUAUAUCCGUCCGGAAUUCGACUAUGUCUCGUUGGACGCACUGAUCGAGGAUAUUCGGCUGGAUUGUGAGGUUGCGCGAAUGAGUCUGCUCAGAAAAGCGUAUCAAAAGUACUUGGUUGAGGAUGGACAAGCCUCACAACAGGACAACGAGGAUCGGAAGUGGUUGGUGAGCUUUUAG